Neogale vison (American mink) is the source of this 1770-nucleotide messenger RNA. Its product is annotated as zinc finger protein 131-like. NCBI's taxonomy places the organism in Eukaryota, Metazoa, Chordata, Mammalia, Carnivora, Mustelidae. The record is from RefSeq and is a predicted model, not a curated record. Gene Ontology annotation, biological process: regulation of transcription by RNA polymerase II. The transcript has 2 exons. Gene Ontology annotation, cellular component: nucleus. Bases 1 to 1770 code for a protein of 589 amino acids. Gene Ontology annotation, molecular function: RNA polymerase II cis-regulatory region sequence-specific DNA binding; protein binding; DNA-binding transcription factor activity, RNA polymerase II-specific.
AUGGAGGCUGAAGAGAAGAUGGAAUGCCUUCAGGAGUUCCCGGAACAUCAUAAAAUGAUUCUGGACCGAUUGAAUGAACAGCGAGAGCAGGAUCGGUUUACUGACAUCACCCUCAUUGUUGACGGACAUCAUUUUAAGGCCCACAAGGCUGUUUUGGCUGCUUGCAGUAAGUUCUUCUACAAUUUCUUUCAGGAAUUUACUCGGGAAACUUUGGUGGAGAUAGAAGGUGUUAGUAAAAUGGCCUUCCGUCAUUUAAUUGAGUUCACAUACACAGCAAAAUUAAUGAUACAAGGAGAAGAAGAAGCCAAUGAUGUAUGGAAAGCAGCAGAGUUCCUACAAAUGCUAGAAGCUAUCAAAGCCCUUGAAGUCCGGAACAAAAAAAACUCCGUUCCACUAGAGGAAAAUACCACAGGAAAAAGUGAGGCAAAAAAAAGAAAGAUUGCAGAAACUUCAAAUGUUAUCACUGAGUCAUUGCCCUCUGCAGAAUCAGAACCUGUCGAAAUUGAGGUGGAGAUUGUCGAAGGCACAAUUGAAGUGGAAGAUGAAGGCAUCGGAACGUUGGAGGAAGUGGCUUCUGCCAAGCAAUCCAUAAAGUACAUUCAGAGCACAGGGUCCUCUGAUGAUUCCUCCCUGGCACUGUUGGCAGAUAUUACCAGCAAGUACCAGCAAGAUGAUAGAAAAGGGCAGAUAAAAGAAGAUGGUUGUGCAUCUGACCCCACAAGCAAACAGGAACACAUGAAAUUACACUCCACUGAGAGUUUCAAGUGUGAAAUAUGCAAUAAAAGGUAUCUUCGGGAGAGUGCAUGGAAACAGCACCUCAACUCUUACCACCUCCAAGAAGGCAGAGUCAGUAAGAAGCAAAGAACUGGGAAAAAAAUUCACAUAUGUCAAUACUGUGGGAAACAGUUUGAUCACUUUGGACAUUUUAAAGAGCAUCUUCGAAAACAUACAGGUGAAAAACCUUUUGAAUGUCCAAAUUGUCAUGAACGAUUUGCCAGAAAUAGCACCCUCAAAUGUCAUCUGACUGCAUGCCAGACCGGAGUACGGGCAAAAAAGGGAAGAAAGAAGCUUUAUGAAUGUGAGGUCUGUAACAGUGUGUUUAACAGCUGGGACCAGUUUAAAGAUCAUUUGGUAAUACACACUGGAGAUAAACCCAACCACUGUUCUUUAUGUGACUUGUGGUUUAUGCAAGGAAAUGAAUUCAGGAGGCAUCUCAGUGAUACUCACAAUAUUUCAGAGUGUCUAGUAACUGAAGAAGUUCUUUCAGUAGAAACACAUGUGCAGACUGAACCUGUGACGUCAAUGGCUAUUUUAGAACAAGUUGGGAAGGUGCAUGUGUUACCAUUGCUUCAGCUUCAGGUGGAUUCAGCACAAAUGAUUGUGGAACAGGUCCAUCCUGAUCUGCUCCAGGACAGCCAAGUGCAUGAUUCACAUAUGAGUGAUCUUCCAGAGCAGGUCCAGGUGAGUUAUCUAGAAGUGGGUCAAAUUCAGACUGAAGAAGGUACUGAAGUACACGUGGAGGAGUUGCACGUCGAGCAGGUAAAUCAGAUGCCAGUAGAAGUACAGACUGAACUUCUAGAAGCCGACUUGGAACAAGUGACCCCUGAAGUCAUGAACCAGGAGGAGAGAGAGCCCACCCAAGCAGAUUGUACUGAGGCUACCAGGGAAGAUCGCGAAGAUGCUGAUGGUUUAGAGACCAAAUCAACAGUGGAUUCCCAAGCUGAAAGGGAAGGGAAUGAGAACAGAAUACCUAUGUCUGUUUUAGAAUGA